CUUUUGUCUACUGAAUAGAUAUGAAUCUUGUGAAAAGUGGGAGUGUAGUAUCUGUCCUAGUUGGUUCAGUUCUCCUGGUUCCUCUUCUUUUGCUCGCAUAUUCUCAGUGUAUAUGGAUUAUACAGAUUAUUCGUUUGAUUCAACAGCAUUGGGUGAUAUCUUCGUUCCUCUGUUUAUCUAUCUAUCUGGUUCAUUGGCUGUUCUUGGUGCCACUGGAUUUAAAUAAAAAGGUAGAAGAUGUUGGAUGGAAAUAUUUACCCAGUGGUAAACUGAAAGCUCAAGAAGUAAACAGAAUUCGGAAAUACAGAGAGAUUGGUGAUACACCCCCCUCCUAUCCUAAUGGCUGGUUUGGUAUAGUUGAAUCAAGAAAUCUUAACAGGGGACAAGUUCUUCACGUCGUAGCUCUUGGAUGUAAUUUUGCUGUGUAUCGUGGUAUGAGCGGUAAAGCCUAUAUAUCUGAUGCUUAUUGUCCUCAUCUGGGCGCUAAUCUAGCAGUUGGGGGACGUGUUCGUGAGGAUUGCAUUCAGUGCCCUUAUCAUAAUUGGACUUUUAAGGGUGAGACUGGGGAAUGUACUAGUAUAUCCUACUCUAAAGGAAGUAUACCUAAAAACUCUAAGCUAAAGACCUAUAAAACUGUUGAGAGAAACGGAUUCAUCUACGUCUGGUUUCAUGCAGAUCAAGAGUUACCUGAUUGGACCCCUCCUGAAGAAGCAAAGGUCUCUGAGUAUGCAUACAGGGGGAGGACAGAGUACUAUGUAAACUGUAAUGCCCAGGAUAUGUCUGAAAACCCUGCUGACAAUGGGCAUCUCAAUUUUGUUCACGACACAGCUGUUUUUGCUGGAGGCGAACCCUCUCAAAUUAUUGAGGACUGGCUAGCAGGAGUAGCUAAGCAUGAGUUAGCAGCAGCUUGGAGACAAGGCAAGCUGAAGCAUACAGCAGUAUCUACUAUAGUUGUCAAUAUGGACCUCUUUAAAGGAUCAGGAAUGCUCAAAUCUCUCACUAAAGUUGUUCUCAUUCUUAAACAAAUAGGACCGUCGUGUGUACAUAUCGACAUAGAGACAGCCUUCGGCAAGGGAAUUAUGAUAAUCCAAAACAUUCCUGUAGAACCAAUGCUUCAAAAGGUUGUACAUACUAUGUACACAGAAAGAAAAUGGAUUCAACCUUUAGCUAAACUAUUUCUAUAUUUAGAAUCCCUACAAAUGGAAAGGGAUAUAAGAAUCUGGAAUAGUAAGAAGUAUCUCUCUAACCCUGUGCUAGUUAAAGAAGACAGCUCUUUACUACAUCACAGGAGAUGGUUUUCACAGUUUUACUCUGAAGGAAGUUACCGCCAGAAAAAUCCGGGAAACCUGGAUUGGUAGUUCAAAAUGUACACUGAACACUGUGCUGUACACUUUCUUCCAUUGUUCAAAUAAGAAUAUUUAUCUUUUUUAUAUGUGUUGUUUUCCGUUUAAAAUUCAUUCUGAAAUAUAUCUUUAUAUUAGUUUAA
Messenger RNA from Eurytemora carolleeae, 1486 nucleotides. Its product is annotated as cholesterol 7-desaturase. The record is from RefSeq and is a predicted model, not a curated record. Gene Ontology annotation, biological process: chlorophyll biosynthetic process; cholesterol metabolic process. NCBI's taxonomy places the organism in Eukaryota, Metazoa, Arthropoda, Copepoda, Calanoida, Temoridae. Gene Ontology annotation, molecular function: chlorophyllide a oxygenase activity; 2 iron, 2 sulfur cluster binding. The transcript is spliced from 16 exons. Gene Ontology annotation, cellular component: chloroplast. The coding region runs from base 21 to 1358 and encodes 445 amino acids.